Messenger RNA from Cebus imitator (Panamanian white-faced capuchin), 4369 nucleotides. It is a transcript of the gene CSNK2A1, whose product is annotated as casein kinase 2 alpha 1. Gene Ontology annotation, biological process: protein phosphorylation. Gene Ontology annotation, molecular function: ATP binding; protein serine/threonine kinase activity. NCBI's taxonomy places the organism in Eukaryota, Metazoa, Chordata, Mammalia, Primates, Cebidae. The record is from RefSeq and is a predicted model, not a curated record. The coding region runs from base 737 to 1504 and encodes 255 amino acids. Gene Ontology annotation, cellular component: cytosol; nucleus; protein kinase CK2 complex. The transcript has 14 exons.
CCGGCAGCAGCGGCUGCAGCCUCGCUCUGGUCCCUGCGGCUGGGAGCCGAGCCGUGUGUCUCCUCCUCCGCCGCCGCCAUAUUGUCUGUGUGAGCAGAGGGGAGAGCGGCCACCGCCGCUGCCGCUUCCACCACAGUUUGAAGAAAACAGGUCUGAAACAAGGUCUUACCCCCAGCUGCCUCUGAACACAGUGACUGCCAGAUCUCCAAACAUCAAGUCCAGCUUUGUCUGCCAACCUGUCUGACAUGUCGGGACCCGUGCCAAGCAGGGCCAGAGUUUACACAGAUGUUAAUACACACAGACCUCGAGAAUACUGGGAUUACGAGUCACAUGUGGUGGAAUGGGGAAAUCAAGAUGACUACCAGCUGGUGCGAAAAUUAGGCCGAGGUAAAUACAGUGAAGUAUUUGAAGCCAUCAACAUCACAAAUAAUGAAAAAGUUGUUGUUAAAAUUCUCAAGUACCUGCAGAAUACUUGGCACAGUGCUAGGAGAAGGAUUCAGAGACGAAUGUGACACAUUUUCUUCCUUCAAGGAGCCCAUAACCAGUAAAAAAGAAGAAAAUUAAGCGUGAAAUAAAGAUUUUGGAGAAUUUGAGAGGAGGUCCCAACAUCAUCACACUGGCAGACAUUGUAAAAGACCCUGUGUCACGAACCCCCGCCUUGGUUUUUGAACACGUAAACAACACAGACUUCAAGCAAUUGUACCAGACAUUAACAGACUACGAUAUUCGAUUUUACAUGUAUGAGAUUCUGAAGGCCCUGGAUUAUUGUCACAGCAUGGGAAUUAUGCAUAGAGAUGUGAAGCCCCAUAAUGUCAUGAUUGAUCAUGAGCACAGAAAGCUUCGACUAAUAGACUGGGGUUUGGCUGAGUUUUAUCAUCCUGGCCAAGAAUAUAAUGUCCGAGUUGCUUCCCGAUACUUCAAAGGUCCUGAGCUACUUGUAGACUAUCAGAUGUAUGAUUAUAGUUUGGAUAUGUGGAGUUUGGGCUGUAUGCUGGCAAGUAUGAUCUUUCGGAAGGAGCCAUUUUUCCAUGGACAUGACAAUUAUGAUCAGUUGGUGAGGAUAGCCAAAGUUCUGGGGACAGAAGAUUUAUAUGACUAUAUUGACAAAUACAACAUUGAAUUAGAUCCACGUUUCAAUGAUAUCUUGGGCAGACACUCUCGAAAGCGAUGGGAACGCUUUGUCCACAGUGAAAAUCAGCAUCUUGUCAGCCCUGAGGCCUUGGAUUUCCUGGACAAACUGCUGCGAUAUGACCACCAGUCACGGCUUACUGCAAGAGAAGCCAUGGAGCACCCUUAUUUCUACACUGUUGUGAAGGACCAGGCUCGAAUGGGUUCAUCUAGCAUGGCAGGGGGAAGUACGCCUGUCAGCAGCGCCAAUAUGAUGUCAGGGAUUUCUUCAGUGCCAACCCCUUCACCCCUUGGACCUCUGGCAGGCUCACCAGUGAUUGCUGCUGCCAACCCCCUUGGGAUGCCUGUUCCAGCUGCCGCUGGCGCUCAGCAGUAACAGCUCUAUCUGUCUCCUGAUGCCUGAGCAGAGGUGGGGGAGUCCACCCUCCUUGAUGCAGCUUGCGCCUGGCGGGGAGGGGUGAAACACUUCAGAAGCACCGUGUCUGAACCGUUGCUUGUGGAUUUAUAGUAGUUCAGUCAUAAAAAAAAAAUUAUAAUAGGCUGAUUUUCUUUUUUUCUUUUUUCUUUUUUUUUUUUUUACUCGAACUUUUCAUAACUCAGGGGAUUCCCUGAAAAAUUACCUGCAGGUGGAAUAUUUCAUGGACAAUUUUUUUUCUCCCCUUCCAAAUUUAGUUCCUCAUCACAAAAGAACAAAGAUAAACCAGCCUUAAUCCCGGCUGCUGCAUUUGGGUGGAGAUUUCUUCCCAUUCCCACCAUUGUUCCUCCACCAUCCCACACUUUGGGGGGUUGGUAUCUUGUGCUCUUCUCCAGAGAUUACAAAAAUGUAGCUUCUCAAGAAAGGCGGGAAGAAAGGAGGCAGGAAGGAAAGAAGGAAGGGAGGACCCAAUCUGUAGGAGCAGUGGACUGCUUGCUGGUCAUUUACAUCACUUUACUCCAGAAGCGCUUCAGUGGGCUUAUCCUGGUGGCUCUCGUGGAAGUGUGUCUUAGUUAUGUUGAGAUGUUGAAAAUCUACCCAAAAUGCAGACAGAUACUAAAAACUUCUAUUCAGUAAGAAUCAUGUCUUAUUGAUCUAACCCUAAAUCCAACUCAUUUAUAAUUUUAGUUUGAGUUCAGUUUAAAAUUUUGAUACCUUCCCUCCCAGGCUCCUUACCUUGAUCUUUCCCUAUUCAUCUCCCAACAUGGUGUGUUCCAUAGCUGGUAGGAGGGGGAAGGCAAAAUCUUUCUCAGUUUUCUUUGUCUUGGCCAUUGUUGCAUUCAGUUAGUUGCUGGGCAUAACUUAAUUGCUUUUUACAAAAGAAACAAACAUUGUCUAUACAGGUUUCAUGCUAGAGCUAAUGGGAGAUGUGGCCACACUGAGUUCCAUUUUAAGCUUUCUACCUUCUUUUCCUCCUACCUUCCUUCCCCUUCCCUCACAUGCCAUCCAGCGAGAAGACCUGCUCCUCAGUCUUAUAAAUGUAUCUUGAGAGGUAGGAGCAGAGCCACUAUCUCCAUUGAAGCUGAAAUGGUAGACCUGUAAUUGUGGGAAAAUUAUAAACUCUCUUGUUACAGCCCUGCCACCCCUUGCUGUGUGUAUAUAUAUAAUACUUUGUCCUUCAUAUGUGAAAGAUCCAGUGUUGGAAUUCUUUGGUGUAAAUAAACAUUUGGUUUUAUUUAUCAAGGUUAGAUUUAAGUUCCCUGUGUAAAGGUCUUGCUGGGUGGGUGUCUCAUGUUCACAUCUGAGGGGCCUGCAGCCCUGUACCGUGGAGGCUUCCCAAGGCCCCCAUUUUUAUACACCCCUCAUUCGACCCAUGGUACUGGGCAGGGCAGAGAGGCCUUAAAAAAAAGCACCACAAGCCAAAGCGUCUCUGGGGAUUAAGGAUCCUUUGCCAUAAAACUCAUUUUGUGUCUCAGCAGUGCAGGGAUUGGGGAUGGAAAAAGUCGCCAGUUUUUGUGUGUGUUUGUGUAUGUGUAAAGUGGACUUUCCACUGUAAUCCAACCACCUAAGUUUAUCAGGUGCUUCACUGAGGAAGCCUAGUUUUUUAAGCACAAUAGCAAAACCAUCAGCUCUGUUUUUUCUCCUGUUAUUUCAUUACAUUACAGUAGCUGCUUAUGGGAACUAGGAAAAAUUCUUCCAACAUAUUUUAAGGCCUGAAAUCUUAGUUCCCCAUUCUCCUACCUUUAUAGAUUCACAAGCCUUUCUCACCUAGGCAUCAUAGGUAAACAUAAUUGGGGAGUUGAAUUUAAUGAACUUAACCUAACUUUGUAACCCAUCUUGGCUUUAGUAACCUUAUCAAGGUGGUGGCUUUAGUGAAUAUAAUGGUAAACUUUAGAGGAUGCUAAAGCCUCCUUUUAUAGCGCUUCUCAACUAUAGGGAGAGCUGAAGGGAAAACAUUCUGACUGUGUGGCAGGGUGAUUUUCUUCCUUAUGACCACUUACAGUGGAUAUUUAUUGUACUUGACCCUUUUAUGCCCUAGAAUGCUGUGAGGGUUACCAUGUUGAAUUUGUGCAGAAGCUAAAAGCACCAGAUGUGCCAGAGAUGCAAUUUGUUAUUAUGUUUGCACUGGAUUGUGAUUGAACAGGACACUUAUAACUAAUGAAUUCUUACUUUUGAGGUGGGGAGAGGGUUGUAAAUCAAGACUUCACACCCUACCCUUGUAGCUCGGAAAUCUAGGUGUAGCUUAGGCUGAUGCAGAGAGCUGCAGACAGCUGGACCUCCUUACACCCAUCAGACCUUGCAAGAAACCGAAGGUGAAUGCAGAGGACUCUGAGGUGCCACCCAAGAGCCUUUUAAAAUAUAGAAGUUUUUAAAAAUGCUACUUAGAGUCACUGCAGAAGCAUGGAGAGAGAAAAAAACCCAAUUGGGUGGGGGGUGGGGGGAAGGCAAGGGUUUACAGAGUAACAACUUAUGUGUUGUUGUAAAUUACCUCAUCUGUAUACCUUGUAUUGGGACACUUUAUUUCUCAGCACUACCUGUGUCUGCAUUGCUUAGAUGGCAGAAAAUGGAAUGGCCAAUAUGAAAAGUUUUGUUGGCAAUUACUCUGAAAGAUUUUUUAAAGUAUUUUUAAACUUUGUUUGAAGUGGUCCCUCCCCUCUUCCUCUGCUUUUUUUUUUAAGUUUGAAGCCAGAAGUCCCUCCCCCACCUUGAUUUAUUGGUUGUAAUUGUAUUGUAAUUGGUAUAACUAAAACAUAACUGUGCUGGGAAGAAGUUGUGCCAUGAAGGUCUUUAAUUUUUUUUUUAAUAAAAACAUUUAAAUAAAUGAAA